CCGCCACCGAAAUAAAACGAAACGCCUUCCGAACCCAACUAACCCCCAAAUCACAAAACCCUCGGCGAUCGAUCAGCCAUGGCGGACGGCGAGCAAUGCGGCGAAGAGGAGUACUCCAAGCUCAACGACCUCAGGGUACGCCUCGACCGAGUCUGUCACGACGGCGGGCAAGGAGGCGAGGGCAGCGACGGUGGUGUCGGGGUUGGGUUCACUCUUUGCUUUUGGAUUUAUCUCUCCGGGUCGGCGCGUCCGUCUUCUGUCGUACUUAAGCAGAAGAAGUCCGAAAGUGAAGAUGAAAUACCCUUUAUUGUUCUGAAUGAGGAGAAUAAAUUAGUUCUUCUUCCUUUGGUGCUGAUACACAAAGAAGCACCAUCUUCUGAGCAUCCAUUUCCAUGGACUGACAUCCUGCAUACUGCUUCUGAAAUAGAUUGCCCAUUGGAGAAAUGGUUUCAUGUUGGAUGCCAGGUAGCUGAAAAAUAUAUACGCCUUUAUGUCGAUGGAAAAUUGGUUGGGGAGAAGUCUUUAUCCCCUUUAUCUAACAAGCCAUGCCAAGAUGAUAUUAAGCAAAUAAUGCUAAUUGGUAAUGAUGGAAAUCUUGGGAGUUAUACGUAUCAAGUUCAGAUUUUGCCUACGACAGCAUCAAUAUCAGACCAGUUUGUUAAGAGUCCUCCAGUUAAAUUGUCUUUUGAUAAUUCUGGAAUUUUGGAUGGAGUUGAAGAAGGAGGGGAUGGUGUUUGGAGCAUAGUUGGUGGCAAGGCCUCUUGUCGAAGGAACUUUUCUUUGGAAGUUGUCCUCUUAGAUGCCUUUGGUCAAUCAGUUCACAAGGAUAUGGAUGUAACCGCUUCACUUUUAUAUGCUGACAAUGGAUCUCCUGUUGAAAAAACAAGAGAUGAUUCGGAAGCCCCACUGUUACUAAGUUGUGAUGGGCUUGAAUACCCUUCUACUGAUAGGCCAGUAAUGCUUCUACGUGGCCGUGCUACAUUUAAGCUGAAAAUAUCUCAGCUAUCAUCAAAAUGUGACAAUAGGCUCUUCCGUGUUUGUUUCCACACAUCACAUUCUCAGAGACCUCCUUUCUUUGAAGCAUAUUCUUGUCCAAUCCGUUGCAUAUCAAGGAAUCGCACCUUCAAGACAGUGGGGUUUGUGAAAAGAUCAGUUCCAACAACAGCGAGCGAAAUUCAAUCACUGAAGUCUAGUGAUGGAUUACAAGCAAUUCGUGAUGUCUAUGGAAAUGGUCACUUAAAAUCGUCAAACCAAUCUCACUCAAAAUUUAGUCCACCAUCAAAGCGUUGUAAAGUAGACGGUUAUAGAUCAAUGGGGGAAUUAACUGCUAAUGAGACCUUGGUACAGACGCUCAGGAAAAGCCAAAAUGGAAGAAUGAAUAGUUGUGAAGGAACAGAUAGUGGACCAUCUGAUUCUGACAGCACUGAUCUUAAAGACUCUGAAGCCAGAUGGAAUGGUGAUUCAUUUAUCUCAGAUGUUACAACAUUUAGAUACUGUUUGGAAGGCACAUUUGAGCGAUCAGUUCUACUUAAAGAUUUGGUAGCUUCCUUGAGCAAUGAAGAAAUUGCACAUUUUGCAGAGCAGGUUUGUCUAUACAGUGGAUGCUCUCAUCACAGAAGUCAAAUAUUAAUUUCAAAGCAAUUGCUUCAAGAAGGGGAUGAUUCCUGGAACACCAUUUCCCAAAACAAGCAACAUGCCCUCUGGAUCAGCACAAUUCCUGAGCUCAAUAAGCGAUUCACAAGCAUCGCUAAUUCCACCAGCAGGCCCUUGUCCGCGCAGGACCUUGAGACUUUGCAUGGAAUUGCUGGAUGUGGUGAUCAUUUGGGCCGGGAAGAGUUUGAUAGAAUCUGGCAUUGGUUGUAUCCUGUAGCUUUUGCUUUGUCCAAAGAAUGGGUCAACAAAAUAUGGGGAUGCCAAUCACCAAAAUGGAUAGAAGGAUUUAUUACAAGGGAAGAAGCAGAAGCAGCACUUAAAGGUCCCGAAGGAUUACAUAAGACAGGAACUUUUGUACUACGAUUUCCCACUUCCCGCAGCUGGCCUCACCCUGAUGCUGGCAGUCUAAUUGUUACUUACCUUGGCACAGAUUUGGUCAUUCAUCAUAAACUUCUCACUCUCGAUCACAGGGUUUGGGAUUCAAGAUUACUGCAAGACAUGCUGUUGGAAGAGCCUGAACUCUCCCAACUAGGAAGGGUUACUCGACAAAGGAAUGCUUGUGACUGAGGGUAAAAAUACGAGAUGAAUGUCUAUCUUGGCUGCAGCUACUCCAUGAAGCAUGUGUUUUAUGGUGCCAUGGUGCCCCUGCUGUCGAUGAUUAUUAUAUACGAUGAAGACAUGCAUCCUGUCUGAUGCAUUGGAUGAUCGACUGACCUGCAGCUCCAAGCUUUUCCAUCUUUGCAAUGUUGUAAGAAUUGAACGAGCUCCGAAGAGAGUCGUGAGUUGGAACAACGUACGUUGAGUCAAGUGUAAUAUUAAAUUUAGAAUAAGUAUUAUUUCUUCUGUAGAUACCUGCUCUCUCUUGUUGUAGCUUCAUGCAGUUUGUAACA
Messenger RNA from Zingiber officinale, 2543 nucleotides. RefSeq names its product SH2 domain-containing protein A-like. Gene Ontology annotation, biological process: regulation of transcription by RNA polymerase II; signal transduction. Gene Ontology annotation, molecular function: DNA-binding transcription factor activity, RNA polymerase II-specific; RNA polymerase II cis-regulatory region sequence-specific DNA binding. Lineage: Eukaryota; Viridiplantae; Streptophyta; Magnoliopsida; Zingiberales; Zingiberaceae. The record is from RefSeq and is a predicted model, not a curated record. The transcript has 12 exons. Bases 79 to 2220 code for a protein of 713 amino acids.